AUAAUCUUCUUUCACGUCUACAAAUGAAACCACCUCAACGCACAUUUUAACUUGGCAGUCAUUGUUAAGUAUGUCCUCGGUGUGUGUUGGCAUCACGAUUCCCACGCAGUCCGUUGUAAAUGCCCGACUGCAGCUCAGCAAGGGGCUUGGAAGUGAGCACCUAUUGUCACGCGACCUUAUUAUUUUCUUCUGUAAGAGAAUUGUCCCAAGGGAACACUGUCUCUACACCACUAUAUCUCAUAGUUUUAUGCAUAGUAUGCACAUCUACUGUAGGUCUGCAGAAGUCUAGUUAAAAAAAAUGUGUGUGAAUAUAUACUUAACCCUUGUGUUGCCUUAGGGUCAUUUUGACCCGAAUCAAUAUUACACCCUCCCCCCGCUUUAGGAUUAAUUUGACCCCAUUCAAUGUUUAAUGUCGGUGUUCUUUCGGUAGUCAACAAACAAACAUAAAGUGCCUCACACUUAAACUUGGAAAACAAUAUUAAUUCUAAUAAUUUUCUGGAGGUUUUAAUUGCUGGCGUCAAAUUGAACCCAAAGGGUAAAAUAUGUUAGUAAAUAUAAAGGUAACAGGAGGGUGAAACAUUGAAUCGGGUCAAAAUGACCCAAAGGCGGGGGGAGGGUUAAAUAUUUAAUCGGGUCAAAAUGACCCUAAGGCAACACAAGGGUUAAAAUAGCCUAAGUAAAAUUACAGAAUGGUCCCGAAACUAUACAUAACACUGGAUUAUAACUUGAUUAUAAUCCAUCACUAAAGGUGGGGCUAAUUUGUUAUGUUUAUUAUGCACUGCCAGGCAGCAUAAUUUAUAGUUAUAAAUCAUUUUUUAGGUGAUUGGGAUUUUGUCUGAAUAAUCUCAAUCUGCAAAGCGACAUAAAUGUCAUAAAAACAACAAUUUAACAAAUGUAGAAUAGAUGUAAGUAGCAUCAAAUUGUACUUAAAGACGGUACUUCAGUAAAUGGACUUGUUGACGUUCACUUUGUUUGAGACCUUGUUCAAAUAUUUAUUCUUUAGUGGCCUGUAGGGGUGGUUCCAAAGAACUUGCCACACUCACCAGUUUCCGCGUGGACCUGGAGUCAUGAGCGGUAUGCCUUUUAUAAAUUAAUCUUCAUAAUUAUGUUGACAUUUUUGCUGUACGACUUUUAGGUUAAUACCAUUCAAAACUUUUGCAUAGCCCAACGAUAUCCCCAUUAGUUUGAAUUGGCUGUUGCAUAACGGCACUGGACUUCUCAAACUGCAAACGACUUGACUCCAUCGGCCACCUUGCUGCGGUGAUAUUUCAUUGUGAGUUUAAUAUUUACACAUCCAGCAGUAACAGGAGCAACAUUAUCAUUUCAUUUGAGUCGUGUUUGUGAUGAAUGCAUGUCCCAUAUUCACUAUCCUUUAGCUCGGGUUUUGGUCUCGAUGAAAUCUUGAGGGAGAUUUCUGUCCCUUUAGCUUCUAAAUGCUCUAAAUGUUCAGCAACUGGUCUCAAACUCUGUGUGUCUGCUGGUCGGUGCUGAGCAGGGACAGUUCUCCUGGUUUCCUAGAUAUCUCUCACUGAAAGCAGCCCUGGAUUUAGCGUUUUAGCAAAAUCUCGACUUUGUUUUCUAACAAUACUUUAUUUUGAACCUUUUUAGUAUUUUUGGUGGAGUAGCUGUUGUUUUUCCUGUAACAGAUGUUGGAUGGCAUCAAACAAUAACAUAAUUAAAAUUGUCCAAAAAAAAGUCUAAAUAAGAAAAAUCAUAAUUAUAAUAUACAUAUGUAUCUAUGUGUAUUUUAAAUUUGUUAUUAUUUUAUUGCCUCAUUUCUGACCUUUGUAAAUCCCUUUGUAAUCAAAUAUGAGCGUUGUAUAUUUAAUCUUUGUACUUUGAAAACCCUCCUGUCGAUCAGUCUUAUUUGAGUUGUAAAAUUCCAGAGGCAAGAAAACUAGUUUGUUCGUAUACAAAUGUGUAAAAAUAGCAAAUGGGUGUGUUAUGGAAAAGACUGGAAGCAAAGUUAAAGUGAAAAGCAGAACUGAGAACAUGUGAGGCAGAGUAUUAUACAUUAAUAACAACUGUCUGCCAGAUACUGAGCACAACGAACACAACAUCAUGCAAACACUCACAAUAAUGUUAGAUUUCAUAACAUUUUCACUUUUAACGUGUUUAUGCUGGUUUCCUGGGACACGUACUGGAGUUCAGAGGCAUUGUUAAUGUUACUUAUCACAAAUCUGCUCAAAAUAACAUAUAUAUAUAUAUAUAUAUAUAUAAUAUAUAAACAGUGCCUGAAAUGGGCCGGUACCUUUGGCUCAACAGUACUGAGUGUCAGUACUUCUGAUUAUUGUCCCACGAGUUGCUUACUUCUUAUUGGUACGAUAGCUUAAUGCUGAGAAAACAGCUCUGAAAAGGCUUUUGGCAUUCGUUAAGUUUGUUUUUUGUAGCAUAUUAUAGUUAUAGUUAUGUAUAAUUUGGUUUGUAUCGAUAGCUCCAUAAAAAGUUGUUAGCCCAAUAUACAUGUAUGUACAGACUGUGAACAUGUUUGUCAUAUAUAGGCCAAGUAUAUUUCAUUAAACACAUACAAAAAUACAUUUAAAUUCUGAUAUAUGAAAAACUUAUACUUAAGGUCCCUAAAUAUAUAUAUAUAUAUAUAUAUAUAUUUAUAUAUAUCAAGAUACAAUGAUCAUGUCAUUCAACUAUAAAAAUAGGGUACUGGCGCAUUUUUUUUAACUGACUUUCAUGAUGCUCUGACGUUUCCUCACAGCUCUUGGAGUGCCAUUAAAUUGGGUAAACACUUUUACUUUACUAAAUUAACGUGGUUAAAAUGGUGACAUAAACAUGCCAGCACUAUCAGAGUGAGCUGAGCCGCUGGACUAAGUUCAAUAACUAAACACUAAUCAAAACAUGCUUAUAUUUGACAUGUUUUCUGGAUCAGGGAUCCUUUUAACAGUGAGCUAUAACAAACACACGACCAGGACCCUAACACCAAAGCAGUGAAGUGGAAUUCAGCCAUCAUUUAUUUUAUUAUUUAUUAUGCUUUUCAACUGUGACAUGUCAAAAUGUCCACUGAGAAAAGACCUGUUAAAUCAGUUUUCAGAAACAAACCAAAUGUCAUGAAUACACAAUAAAUACAAACACUUGUUAAAUCCAUAUUGUACUGCAACUGUAUCAGCUAAGUUCUUACACUUAACAAGAGGCAGAUGGUGUGGGGGGCUUCUGCAUGACGACAGUGGCCUCUUUGGAUUGCUGAGUAGGAAUAAAGAAGUGUCUACUUCCCUGGAAUCAUUGUGCAACUCUGAGUGAAAGGGUUGGAGCCUUGUGCAACACAUGCAGUGGUGCAAGUGAAUCUCCGUGAGAUCCCAGUGCUAGAUCCACCUGAGUCCAGUAGAGGGCGCUGCAGGACUGGACAGUCUGAAACAUCUCCUGCAGCACAUUUUAUUUUCCUUCUGGGGGCAGGCAAAAGUAUGCCAGAUAAAAUGUCAAGGGAACCUUGAAGUGUUUCAGCACGGACUUGACCUAAUUAAGCAGUCGGUGGAUACAGAUACUGCCCUCUGUUAUCCAGUGGAGCAGCUCCACAGCAGAGUGGACUCUGACCUACCCAGAAGCCCCAUGUGUUUCUCAUCAGUGUGUGUACGUAAGAACAGGUCUGUUGCUGACCUCUAUGGAAGAUGACAGCAGGUCGCGUUCAACGCCUCCAGGGACCGAAGGAACUUGUAUGACACGCAGCAAAAGUGGAACCAUUCGUGGAGGCUUCUUCUUCUUCUUCUUCACGCUUUCUUCGCCCUGAUCCGGCUGCACCAUGGUUCUGCUCGUCCACAUGCUGGCCUGUGCCUUUGGCCUGGGCUCCUGGGUGGCAGUGAAUGGCGUGUGGGUGGAGCUGCCUCUCAUCGUCAACACUCUGCCGGAGGGCUGGGAGCUGCCCUCCUACCUGACAGUCAUCAUCCAGCUGGCCAACCUGGGACCUCUGCUGGUCACUCUCAUGCACAAACUGUACCCGGGUCGUCUUAAAGAGCGUGCGGUCAUCUACUGCAUCCUCUCCAUCGGCGUCCUCUCCUGCAUCUUGCUCGCCUUCUUCUGGGACAAGACCACGAUAGUGGCCGGGGCAUCACGCAGCACCGCCUUCUUCAUCAUCACCUUCUUCCUCGCACUGGUGGACUGCACCUCCUCCGUUACCUUUCUGCCUUUCAUGAUGCAGCUCCCGGCAAAAUACAUCACCACAUAUUACAUUGGGGAGGGGCUAAGUGGAUUCAUUCCCGGCGUAGUCGCUCUGGCACAAAGUGUCGGCAUCGCCAAAUGUGUGAACUCGUCUCAGACCGCAGGAAACCACACGGACGGGUCACACACAGAGUAUCUUCCUCCCAACUUCUCCACAGAGGUGUUUUUCAUCCUCCUUGCAGUCAUGAUGUGCAUAAGCCUGGCUGCUUUUUUUGCACUGAACAGGCUUCCUCGGACAUUCGAGUUGUCUACCGAAAAGCUCGUGCCAGACACUGUGGCAUCUGUCUUCUCCGGUCUGGAGAACCCCGGAGCGGAGACCGAUGGAGAGGGCGGCGUAAAAAGCCAGGGAGAGGUGGCGGCCCAGAGCAAGCCUCUGUUGGCUCGCCCACAACUCUCUGUGUACCAGCUGACCUUCAUCUACUGUUUGGUGGUGUGGGUUAACUGUGCCACCAACGGCGUGAUGCCCUCGGUGCAGACGUACUCCUGUAAGUCAUACGGGAACCUGGCCUAUCACCUCUCUGCUUCUCUGGCAUCGGUGGCCAACCCGAUGGCUUGCACCAUUGCAAUGUUUUUCCAAAACAGGUCAGUGGUGUUUCUUGGCGUGCUGACGGCACUGGGGACAGGAUUUGGCAGCUAUAACAUGGCUAUGGCGGCUAUGAGUCCAUGUCCUUUGCUUCAAGGUUCUGUGGCGGGAGAGAUCAUCAUUGUGCUCUCGUGGCUCUUCUUCACUGGGACGCUGUCUUAUGUCAAAGUAAUGGUGGGCGUUAUCCUGAGAGACCGGAGCCACAGCGCACUGGUCUGGUGCGGAGCGGCAACACAGGUGGGCUCGCUGGUUGGCUCGGUCACCAUGUUCCCGCUGAUUAACGUCUACCAGCUGUUUAAGUCAGGGGACUUCUGCAACACCCAAUGUCCUUUAUGACACGACAUCUGAGAGCCACAUUCCUGAGGAGGCCGGAGACACUCUCAGUUAGAGGAGUAGUUUGUGUUUUUUGGAUUUCUCCCAACGGUUGAUGAAAAGAUCAGUGGUGGAGGUGAGAGGCCAUCAACUUAGCUUAGUAUGAAGACGUGGCUUUGUUAAAUGUACACAAUCUACCUCCAAGCACCUCUACAGAUCACUCACCAUCAUUUUAUCAACCGUUAUCAUUUUUUAUUGACCUUGUAUGAUUCAUGCGCAAUCAACACGUGAACAUGUUGUGAAGUUGUACUCUUAAGUAUUUCUUGAUGACCAGAGUUGGAGUGUUUAAAAAACCAACUUGUGCUGGUAAGUAUUUUUCUUUAACUUGAUAGAGACGGGCUAGUUGUUUUGUAGUCUUAAUGCUAUAACCAGCUGUUGGCUCGAGCUUCAUAUUAAGAAUAUGAACAUUAGAGUGGAAUCUAUCGUUUUUCUCGGCAAUAAAGCAAAUAAUCAUUA
Molecule: messenger RNA, 5572 nt
Organism: Pseudoliparis swirei
Lineage: Eukaryota; Metazoa; Chordata; Actinopteri; Perciformes; Liparidae
Gene: slc52a3-1
Product: solute carrier family 52 member 3
Exons: 4
Coding region: 3746-5080 (444 amino acids)
Biological process (GO): riboflavin transport
Cellular component (GO): plasma membrane
Molecular function (GO): riboflavin transmembrane transporter activity
Source: RefSeq, a predicted model, not a curated record